CCCAACCCCCCAAAUCCCCCUUUUCCGCCCCAAAACCUCGACAUCCCCCUCCUGCUGGAGGAGCUGCGGGUGCUGCGGCAGCGCCAGCUCCGCCAGAUGCAGCUGACCGAGGAGAUUUGCCGCCACCUCCUCCUUUUGGGGGCGCCGGGACCCCCCAAAACCCACCCCCCCCGCAAAAAACCCCCCGCCGCCCCCUCGGCCAAACCCUUUUUCCCUUUCUUCCCCCCCAAAACCGAACGCGCCGCCGUCUUCUUCGCCGCGCCCUACCGCCUCGCGCCGGCCGCCCGCGGGCGGGCGCCCGACGCCGUGACGGGGCCGGGGGAAGCGGCGGCGCCCCCCGGGCGCCCGCCGAAUUUUUCGGGGGGGGAUCCGGGGGUCCCGCGGCACGGCUGCGGGGUGUGCGGGAAGGGGUUCGGCAGCGAGAGCGCCCGCCAGAUCCACCUGCGGUCGCACACCGGCGAGCGGCCCUACGGCUGCGGCGUCUGCGGCAACCGCUUCACCACCCGCGGCAACCUCAAGGUCCACCUGCACCGGCACCGCGAGAAGAACCCCCAGGUGGCCACCGACGGCCCCCGGGUGGCUACCGACGGGUUGCGGGUGGCCAGCGCCGGCCCACGGCCUCCCGCCGCGGGGCAGGCGGGGCCGGAGGGCGGCGCCGGCACGCGGCGCGGAGGGUGCGAGGCGGCGGAGGGCGGGAGAGGGGCGGCGGUGGCCGGUGGGCAAGUGGUGGCCAAGAGCGCCCAAGCGGUGGCCAACGGUGCUCAGCUGGUGGCCAACGGUGGGCACGUGGUGGUCGGCAACGCCCAAUCGAUGAUCAAUAGUGGUCAACCGAUGGCCAACAGUGGCCCAACGAUGACCAACAGCAGUCAACCGAUGGCCAACAGUGGCCCAACGAUGGCCAACAAGGUCCAACCAAUGGCCAACGCCCAAUCGAUGAUCAAUAGUGGUCAACCGAUGGCCAACAGUGGUCAACCGAUGGCCAACAGUGGUCAACCGAUGGCCAACAGUGGCCCAACGAUGGCCAACAGCGGUCAACCGAUGGCCAACAGUGGCCCAACGAUGGCCAACAAGGUCCAACCAAUGGCCAACGCCCAACCGAUGAUCAAUAGUGGUCAACCGAUGGCCAACAGUGGCCCAACGAUGGCCAACAGCGGUCAACUGAUGGCCAACAGUGGCCCAGCGAUGGCCAACAAGGUCCAACCAAUGGCCAACGCCCAACCGAUGUCCUCCAACGCCCAACUGAUGACCAAUAGUGGCCAACCGAUGGCCAACAACGCCCAAUCGAUGGCCAGCAGUGGUCAAACAAUGGCCAAUAGUGGCCCAACGAUGGACAACUGUGGUCAACGGAUGGCCAACGCUCAACCGAUGUCCUCCAACGCUCAACUGAUGGCCAAUACUGGCCCAACGAUGGCCAACAGUGGCCAAACGAUGGCCAACAGUGGCCAAACGAUGACCAGCAGUGGCCCAACAAUGGCCAACAGUGGCCCAACGAUGGCCAACAACACCCAACUGAUGGCCAACAACGUCCAAUCAAUGGCCAACAGUGGUCAACUGAUGGCCAAUGCCCAACCGAUGUCCUCCAACACCCAAGUGAUGACCAACAGUGGCCAACCGAUGGCCAACGGUGGCCAACCGAUGGCCAACAACGCCCAACCGAUGGCCAACAACGCCCAAAUGCUCUCUACCAGCACCCAACCGUUGGCCAACGCCCAACUGAAGUCCUCCAGCGCCCAACUGAUGUCCUCCAACGCCCAACUGAUGUCCACCACCCAACCGAUGUCCACCAACACCCAAGGGAUGGCCUCCAACGCCCAACCGAUGACCUCCACCACCCAACUGAUGACCCCCAACGCCCAAAUGAUGUCCUCCAAUGCCCAACUGAUGACCUCCUGCACCCAACCGACCUCCACCAACACCCAAAUGACCUCCACCAACAUCCAGCCGAUGUCCUCCACCACCCAACCGACCUCCAACGCCCAACCGAUGGCCUCCAACGUCCAACUGAUGUCCUCCACCACCCGACUGAUGACCUUCAACACUCAACCGAUGUCCUCCAACCCCCAACUGAUGACCUCCACCACCCAACUGGCCUCCACCAACGCCCAAACGAUGUCCUCCACCCCCCAACCGGUGACCUCCACCACCCAACCGGCCUCCGCCACCCAACCGAUGACCUCCAACCCCCAAGUGAUGACCUCCAGCGCCCAUCUGAUGACCUCCACCAUCCACCCAACCGCCUCCGCCACCCACCUGACCUCCACCAACGUCCAACCGAUGUCCUCCACCACCCAACUGGCCUCUACCACCCAACUGAUGACCUCCAACAGCCAGCUGAUGACCUCCAACCCCCAACUGACGUCCUCCAACCGUCAAUUGAUGACCUCCAACUCCCAAGUGAUGACCUCCAACCCCCAACCGACGUCCUCCACCACCCAACCGAUGACUUCCAACCCCCAACCGACGUCCUCCACCACCCAACCGGCCUCUACCACCCAACCGAUGACCUCCAAGCCCCAACUGAUGACCUCCACCACCUAACUGAUGAUCUCCAACCCCCAACCGAUGUCCUCCACCACCCAACUGAUGACCUCCACCCCCCAACCGACGUCCUCCACCACCCAACCGGCCUCCACCACCCAACUGAUGACCUCCAACCCCCAACUGAUGACCUCCAACCCCCAACCAACGUCUUCUACCACCCAACCGGCCUCUACCACCCAACUGAUGACCUCCAACCCCCAAUUGAUGACCUCCAACCUCCAACUGAUGACCUCCAACCCCCAACCGACGUCCUCCACCCCCCAACCGAUGACCUCCACCCCCCACCCGGCCUCCGCCCACCUCCUCCUCCUCAC
Messenger RNA from Cygnus olor (mute swan), 2855 nucleotides. RefSeq names its product flocculation protein FLO11-like. Lineage: Eukaryota; Metazoa; Chordata; Aves; Anseriformes; Anatidae. Gene Ontology annotation, cellular component: nucleus. Gene Ontology annotation, molecular function: RNA polymerase II cis-regulatory region sequence-specific DNA binding; DNA-binding transcription factor activity, RNA polymerase II-specific. The transcript has 2 exons. Gene Ontology annotation, biological process: regulation of transcription by RNA polymerase II. The record is from RefSeq and is a predicted model, not a curated record. The coding region runs from base 97 to 2538 and encodes 813 amino acids.